AUGGAAAACUUCCAGUACAGCAUCCAGUUGAGUGACCAGGACUGGGCUGAGUUUUCGGCCGCAACGGAGGAGUGUGGCCUCCUGCAGGCCAGCCUGGCCUCUGGGGAUGAGCUCUUGUCCGGUGACAUUGACCAAGGGGACAGCAGUGGCAGCAGUCCUCCUGCGCCUCCACCCCUUCUCGAGGGGCAGCCAGCUUCCAGGGGGAGGGGCUGCCCUGGCUUCAAGGAGGAGGACAAGGCAGCUACCCGGUCGCUGGUCAGCAGGUCUUGGCGUGAGCCUGUCUUGGCCCUGGGGGCUGAUCAGCAGACACCUAGCACGUCCGCACGGUCAGAAGCUUUGCUGUCCCUCAGAUCUGACGCUGCCCCCCUAGGCCAGAGCUUGUCCCUUCUAGGGCCAGUGUCUUCCAGAGACAAGAUGCAGAGGCUUCUGCAGGGGCCAGCCCCCCAGGGCCCUGUCCCUAGUCCACCUGGUGAGCCUCCCCAGAGCUCUGAGUCUCCUGGCUGCAGCACAGCUCCCCAGAAGCCCCCUGGAACCCCGCCACGCAGCCCUAGCCGAAAGAAGAGGCAUGCUGCUGGAGCCAAGGGGGGUGGGUGCUUGAGUACCCCAGGCUCUGCUCCCACCCAGCAGGGUUCCCUGCUGCUUGUUGAGGUCAGGCCCAAGGAGGGCCUUGGCCUGGCUGGGUCCAGGGGGAAGGGUCUCUCAGCUGGGACAGCAGAGCAGACAGCAGGAACCGGGCAGGAUGAACUGUGUCCAGAGUCUGCAGGAGCCCCUGCACAGGUAACCAGGCAAGGAACAGACCCGGAUCUGUCUACUAUGUCCGAGGAAGGUACAAACCUACUCAGCAUGACCCCCGGAGCUGAGCUACACACUGUGUCCACACCUGCCCAGGAGACUCAUCCAGAUAUCUCAAUGGCUAAGUCAGAUGCAGCUCUGUCUACACCUGCCUCCAAGCUUCAACCUGACACACCUCUGUUUACACCUGCCUCCAAGUCUAGGCUGGACACGGACCUGCCUAUGGUAGGCCCAGUGGUUAAGCAGGAGGUGGAUUUAUCUACACUUGUUCCACCUCACCUUGUUUCCAAGGCCCAAUCUGACGUGGAUGUGUCAACACCUGCUCCCAUUCCCCAGGCGGGGCCUGACGUGGUGAAGGUGGAGGUUGCCCCAACGGCCAAGCCAUGUUUGAGCCCUGUUGUGUCUCCAGGAGGACACCGAGAGAAGCCCAGAGAGGAGCCUUCAGCAGGUGCCGCUGGACAUCCUUCAGGGGAUCCCCCACUAGGCCCUGUCCAAGCACCCAAGAAGAAGAAAGUGCGAUUUUCCAUGGCUGUGCCCAGCCCUGAGGAGCCAGGUUCAGGAGAGACCUCAGGCCCACCCUCACCAGCCACAGCCCGGCCCUCAGCCCCCAGGACAGCAGUGGGGGGCCGAGGGGGGCCUGGAGGCUGGGACGCCAUGGCAGUUGGGCCCCGGUCUCCCCAGCCUCGGAUCCUCAAACACGUGCCUCCCCCUUCCCCCUCUGCUUCAGUGGGGCACAGGCCCGGGAGCAGCUUUGCAGUGACCCUCCCAGAGGCCUAUGAGUUCUUUUUUUGUGACACUAUUGAGGAGGAAGAUGAAGAUGCUGAGGAGGUGGCAGAAGCUGACCAGGCUCUGGCCGAAGUACAGUGGCCAGACAUGUGUGAAUUCUUCUUCCAGGACCGUCGAGCCCAGAGGUCUGGGCACUGGGGGGGCCACUCUGUGGCCCAACCCCCACAGGCUGACCCUGUGCCAACCCUUCCACCUGGAGACCCUGUGCCCAUCUCCAUCCCCGAGGCCUAUGAACACUUCCUUGGGGAGGACUCAUCGGGGGGCAUGCUGGAGCUGGCUGCCCUUCUCCAGCUACAGGCCACAGAGCCCCCCGGCUUGGUCCCCUGGGGCAUGGGGCAUGGUACCCCACCAGAGCCUACCCCAGACACAGCAGAGCAGUGCAGUUGGGCAGUCAGGCAAGCAGGGGAGCCCCGAGAUCCUCUCACCUCAUUUACCUUCGGCCAGGAUGACAUGUGCCUGGUGUUUGUGGCCUUUGCCACCUGGGCUAUGAGAACAUCAGACCUGCAUACCCCAGAUGCCUGGAAAACAGUGUUGUUGGCCAGCAUCGGUACCAUCUCUGCCAUCCACUGCUUCCGCCGGCAGGCGGGGCAGGGACGCCCCAGCCGCAGCCGCAGCCGCAGCCACUUUGCUGACUUCCCUAUCCUCGUGCUCUCUGAUCUCACGUGCUCUGACCCUCACUAA
Neomonachus schauinslandi (Hawaiian monk seal) is the source of this 2259-nucleotide messenger RNA. It is a transcript of the gene PERM1, whose product is annotated as PPARGC1 and ESRR induced regulator, muscle 1. The transcript has 4 exons. Lineage: Eukaryota; Metazoa; Chordata; Mammalia; Carnivora; Phocidae. The coding region runs from base 1 to 2259 and encodes 752 amino acids. Gene Ontology annotation, cellular component: nucleus; cytoplasm. The record is from RefSeq and is a predicted model, not a curated record. Gene Ontology annotation, biological process: response to muscle activity; regulation of DNA-templated transcription.